Molecule: messenger RNA, 468 nt
Organism: Lodderomyces theae
Lineage: Eukaryota; Fungi; Ascomycota; Pichiomycetes; Serinales; Debaryomycetaceae
Exons: 1
Coding region: 1-468 (155 amino acids)
Source: RefSeq, a predicted model, not a curated record
AUGCCUUCCAUCCAAACAACUAUCAUCAUCCAAGCACCACCUGAGCUAGUCAAAGACAGGUUCUUUGACUAUGCUGCAUACCCAACUUGGAAUCCCUUCAUGGUGAGUUUUCAAAAAUACACAAACACCUCUGAUCCCCAAUUGAAUGAGGGAGAUGAACUACAAAUCGAUUUAAAAUUGAAAGGCAUGAAACACACCAGCACAAUGUAUCCUAAAAUUAUUAGCAAGACUGAACUGAGCUUAGUUUGGAGAGGGGUGUUGGUUUCCGAUUGGAUCUUUUACGGAGUACACAGUUUUACAAUUGAGCCAUUGGAUGGAGGAAAGCGUACAUUAUUUGUUCAACUGGAGCAGUUUGGUGGGUUUUUGGUAUACAUUUUACAAUUAUUUGGAGUGUUGAGUAAAACCAAAGAGUCCUUUAUUGAGUUUAAUGAAGCUUUGAAAGAUGAGGCUGAGAAGUUGAUCAAUUGA